Molecule: messenger RNA, 2511 nt
Organism: Peromyscus leucopus (white-footed mouse)
Lineage: Eukaryota; Metazoa; Chordata; Mammalia; Rodentia; Cricetidae
Gene: Insig2
Product: insulin induced gene 2
Biological process (GO): cellular response to insulin stimulus; SREBP signaling pathway; cholesterol biosynthetic process
Cellular component (GO): endoplasmic reticulum; SREBP-SCAP-Insig complex
Source: RefSeq, a predicted model, not a curated record
CUCGAGGAACGCGGUGGCUUCCGGGGAAGAGGAGCUGUGUCUGCUUUGACGUUGCAGGCUGGGCAUCCUGGUGGCAGGUGUUGGGGGAUCCAGGACCCGCAGGAUUUCUGGUAGGUUCCACGUUCAGACAAGAUGUGGUACCAUUGAAACAUUGGUCUGCUUCGAUUCACAGACAAUUCACCUUUUCCACUGAGAAGCCUUAUUUUAUUUUACGGCUUAGGCCUACUGGACUUAUGAAACCAUGGCGGAAGGAAAGACCGAGUCUGGGCCCAAAAAGUGUGGCCCCUAUAUUUCCUCUGUCACCAGCCAGAGUGUGAAUGUGGUGAUCCGAGGGGUGGUGCUCUUCUUCAUUGGAGUCUUCCUUGCCUUAGUGUUGAACUUGCUCCAGAUUCAGAGAAACGUGACACUUUUUCCACCUGAUGUGGUCACAAGCAUCUUUUCAUCUGCAUGGUGGGUACCACCAUGCUGCGGCACAGCCUCAGCUGUGAUUGGGUUGUUGUACCCCUGCAUUGACAGGCAUCUAGGAGAACCACAUAAAUUUAAGAGAGAGUGGUCCAGUGUCAUGCGCUGCGUGGCAGUGUUCGUGGGUAUCAAUCACGCCAGUGCUAAAGUAGACUUUGACAACAGCUUCCAGUUUUCUCUCACGCUGGCUGCACUGUCAGUAGGGCUGUGGUGGACUUUUGACAGAUCCCGAAGUGGUUUUGGCCUUGGUGUUGGAAUCGCUUUCUUAGCAACUGUUGUCACCCAGCUGCUCGUCUACAAUGGUGUUUAUCAAUACACAUCUCCAGAUUUUCUCUAUGUCCGUUCUUGGUUGCCAUGCAUAUUUUUUGCUGGAGGCAUAACAAUGGGGAACAUUGGUCGUCAGCUGGCAAUGUAUGAAUGUAAAGUUAUUCCUGAAAAAUCUCAUCAAGAGUGAAGAAGGCAAAAAUCAGUCUUUUCUCUAGGAAGCCAUGGGAAAGCGGCGUGUAUAUGAUAGGCACACCAACGAAACUUUGGACUGUAAAAUUGCGAGGAUGCAGUUUUUCCUUGAUGGUGUGUGUGUGUGACACACACGUUUCUGCAGUCUGUGAUUGCUUCUGUAAAUCAGUUACCAACCUUUCGGUGUUUGAGUUCAAUAAAUGUAAGAUAUAUGUGCACUACAUGAAAGAUAUGUUUAUGAGUACAUGAAAUUUCUAAAUUUUUUAAACAUACCAUGCAUUGUAUCACAAUGUUGAUGUGCCAAACUAGGCUAUUACUGUCACAGAGAAUAAGAAUGCUUUGAACAAUUUAGAAAUUUAGUGAAACAGAAGAAGAAAGCUAAAAAGAAACCGAACAGAAAGCAAAUGGGUAGCUGGUCUUACCUCUCACUGACUGUCGUGCCUUUUCCUGUUUCUAAGCAGCUGUGUGUGUUCCGAGCACUCCGUGUGGGCUUGGUCUCUGUUUCAGAGUUUCGCUCUUACUGUGUUAGCGAUGAACUUCCCGUAGACGGUGUUAAACUGCAGUACUGCAGGCAUCCAAAGACUACUUUUCUGUGUUGACAGACUACCAGAGGUGUAUGUGAUGUCAGGGGCGUUACCAGCAUUAACCUACUUUGAGUCUCGAUUUGGAAAAGCGUAACUAAAAAUUAGGGGAUUUGACUAGAUAAAUGUGUUUGGGGAAUACUGUGUGGCCUUCAUUUCUGCCACAGAAACCAAAGUGAUAUUAGCUGUUACUUGGUUCGGAAGCUCACUGCUCUAGCACAUGGAUGAUUAAUGAACACCGGGCAUGUAGAUCAAAGUGAAGGCUCUGAACUACUACUGGGUCGAGAAAGCAGGCUAUGCUGGUGGGCCAGGCCGGGGCACCGACCAGCUCUGGCGGGCCUGAGUCUGCUGCCUUCCCAAGUGCGGUCCGAGGAUGGUGGACGCAGGACUCCUGUGUGCUGCUGUCUGCUGCUGAGUGGUUCCAUCCUUGGAGAGUGAAUCGAGAGAGCACUCACAGAGCUUCCUGGCCCAUCUCAUUAACAACUCCUGCCGUUUACUUACGGUUUAAGUGUAUCAGCGGACUUCCCACUCGCUCUUCCUUUCUGAAAUUGUUAAUUAGCUGGCAUACGAGGGUAAAUGAUUCCGAGUACUGUGGUGUGCGUGUGCUUAUGUGUUGAAUGUGUGAGAGAAAAUGUAUACAUGUGUUUGUGUGUGCAUGUGCCCAUGCGUUCCUACAGUGUCAAGUAGAUAUUUUAAAUCUUUUUCUUUUAAAGCAGUACUGAAAUCUUGUACACCAGAGUGUAAUGUGCUUUGUGUUCUCAGGCUAAGGGUGUGAGCAUCCCAAGAGUGUCCAUGUGGAAUAUGUGUACACAAGGCCAAUGACAGGAGUGGAGAGCACACCACUAUUGUUUAUUAGUCUGUCUUUCAGAUGCUGUUCAUUAGAAUAAAUAAGGUCUAUUUUUAGAAUCAAAUUUGUAAACACUAUAAAAUCUUUAAUAAGUUAUAAGGUCUAUGAUAUGUUUUCUUUGAAAAUUGCUGUUGAAAGCAAGAUGUAUUAAAUAUGUAACUAUCA